Messenger RNA from Ceraceosorus guamensis, 2956 nucleotides. RefSeq names its product ARM repeat-containing protein. The coding region runs from base 124 to 2922 and encodes 932 amino acids. Gene Ontology annotation, molecular function: nuclear import signal receptor activity; small GTPase binding. Gene Ontology annotation, biological process: protein import into nucleus. The transcript is spliced from 8 exons. NCBI's taxonomy places the organism in Eukaryota, Fungi, Basidiomycota, Exobasidiomycetes, Ceraceosorales, Ceraceosoraceae. Gene Ontology annotation, cellular component: nucleus; cytoplasm. The record is from RefSeq and is a predicted model, not a curated record.
CUCGAGACCGCUCGUAGGCGCGCAAGCUUGCGAGGCCUCUACUUCUCGCACAAUACAUCGGCCCACCUGGGACUGAGCUGCGAUUCAGUCUGUCCUACAGCGAGCUCUUGAAAGGCGGACAUCAUGGCGGCCGCCAGCUGGACACCCCAGCAGGAUGGCUUGAGCGAGCUGCUGGGGCUCUUCAGAGAGUCGCAGAAUCCUGACCGGGAUGUGCAAAUACACAUCGCCAAUAGGUUGGAGACAUUGCGGCAGAUCCCAGACUAUGCGAAUUACCUUGUAUACGUCUUGACGCAAAUGCCUCAGGAGGAAACGAACACGCGAUCCAUCGCAGGUCUCAUCCUCAAGAACCACAUUCUGAACUACAGCCAGACGCUGCAGCCGGACAGCGUCGCCUACGUCAAGGCGGCCAUCCUUCCUGCGAUUUCUUUGGAAGAGGAUAUGCUUAGGCGGACUUCCACCCAGGUCGUCUCGAUGAUCAUGGAAAUUUAUCGACCAGAGUCUUGGCCAGAGGGGCUGGAGCAGUUGAUAUCAUUGAUGACUUCACAGCAUCCCAAGGGCUGCGAGGGAGCAUUCAGCACAUUGGCCAAGAUGUGCGAAGACAUUCCCAAAGAGAUUGAAGAAUGCGAAAUCAACGGCAUGCGACCUUUGCAGAUCUUGAUACCCAAGUUUUUGGAAGCCACGAAUCAUCCUGAUCCGCUGGUCAGAUGCCAUGCCCUGAACUGUCUCAACCAAUUCAUAUCUGCGUCAUCAGCAGCGCUGCAGGAGCAGUUAGACCUCUACAUCAAGGCGCUCUUUGAGCGCUCCAGCGACCCGAACGACUCGGUGCGACGCUUCGUAUGUCAAGCCAUAGUUCUCAUCCUCGGCGCUAGGCCAGAUAAGCUCUUGCCACAGCUGUCGGGUGUGGUCGACUACAUGCUUUACUGCACGGCGGAUAAAGAUGACGAGGUUGCACUGGAGGCCUGCGAAUUCUGGCUGCAAUUCUCCGAAGACCCUCAGCUCAGCGAUCAUCUUCGACCAUACUUGCCAACAGUCGCACCUGUCCUCCUCAAAAGCAUGGUGUACAGCGAAAUUGACUUGCUCAUCCUGGGUGCCGACCAAGACGACAAUGAUGAGGCGGAGCCGGACAGGCCAGAAGACAUCAAGCCGAAGCAUUACGGUGGUGCAACAAAGCGUAAUGAGCACGUCGACGAAGCCGAGCAGAACGGCGCUGGUGGCAGCAAGAUGUCGCGCGCCGCUUUGGAAGCUGAAGAUGAGGACGACGACGAGGAUGAUGAUGACGAAGACGAUUACGAGGAUGAUAGCGACGAUGAUGGAUCGGGCGAGUGGAACCUGCGAAAAUGCUCGGCCGCAGCUCUGGACGUGAUGGCUGUGCAAUUCGGCAAUGAGCUGCUGCAAAUCUUGUUGCCCUACUUGAAGGAGCGCCUUUUCUCGGAUGAUUGGCUUCAGCGUGAAGCAGGUAUUUUGGCUCUCGGUGCCAUUGCUGAGGGUUGCAUUGCUGGUAUACAUGAACAUUUGCCGCAGCUCGUACCUUUUCUCAUCAAUAGCUUGCAGCACCCCAAGCCUUUGGUGAGGUCCAUUGCCUGCUGGACGCUCGGCAGAUACUCGUCGUGGACCGUGGGCACCAGAACGCCCGAGCAUCAACAGCAAUAUUUCUUGCCAGCCAUGGAAGGACUGCUGGGCAUGGUGCUCGACAGGAAUAAGCGCGUCCAAGAGGCUGGCUGCAGCGCCUUUGCAACGUUGGAAGAGGAAGCUGGCGCGAGCUUGCAGCCCUUCUUGGAGCCGAUCCUCAAGACACUGGUCUUUGCUUUCAACAAGUAUCAGCAAAAGAAUCUGCUCAUCCUCUACGACGCUAUCGGGACGUUGGCCGACUGCGUCGAAUCGGCAUUGAAUCGCCCAGAAUAUGUGGAAAUCAUCAUGCCACCUCUGAUCAGCAAGUGGCAAAGCUUGGACGACGGCGAUGCGGAUCUUAUUCCUUUGCUCGAGUGCCUUUCAUCUGUCACCAUUGCUGUAGGCCCCGGCUUCUUGCCCUACUCCCCACCCGUCUUUCAACGAUGCGUAGGACUCGUUCACAGCAACCUCGUCGCUGCGCAGGCAGAAGCGCAGAAACCCCUUGACGAACAGGAGAUGCCAAAUCGGACGUUCAUCAUCGUGGCGUUGGAUCUGCUCAGCGGCUUGACGCAAGGCCUGGGUGCGGAUGUGCAACCACUCAUCGAGCAGUCAAACCCUUCUUUGCUGCCUCUGCUUGGUGCAUGCUUGACCAAUCCCGAUCCUCCGGUCCGUCAGUCAGCAUAUGCGCUGCUGGGCGAUUUGGCAAUCUGCGCGUUCCGUCUUCUGAGACCGCAAUUGCCUUCGAUCAUGAAGGAAUUGAUAGCUCAAAUCGUUGUGGACCCUCCAAGCGAGAGCGUUAGCGUCUGCAACAACGCGACCUGGGCAGCCGGAGAAAUUGCGCUUCAGUAUCAAGGUCAAGAUACUAGCGAGCUGCAUCAAUGGAUCCCUUCCUUGACGGAAAGGCUGAUUCCCGUGCUGAUGAGCACCAAGAGUCCGAAGAGCUUGAUGGAGAAUGCGGCUGUCACCAUCGGCAGGAUUGGACUCGUCUGCCCUGCCCUCGUCGCUCCCCAUCUCGAACAGUUCAUCGAACAGUGGUGUCAGGCCUUGUGGGACAUCAAGGACAACGACGAGAAAGACUCUGCGUUUAGAGGUCUCUGUGCCAUGAUACAGGCCAACCCUAAUGGCGCUGCCAAAGGCUUCGUGUAUUUCUGCAAUGCCGUCGUCCGCUGGACCUCGCCUUCCCAAGCGUUGAACGACCAAUUCUCCAGCAUUCUGAAUGGAUUCAAAGAAAUGGCUGGUCCAAAUUGGCAAACGCAAAGAACGCAAUUCCCUUCACUUAUUGCUCAGAGACUGGAGCAACGUUAUGGCCUAUGAGUGUUUUCGUAAUGCCAAUACUGUCAAGAAAAAA